UCUGAGCCGCUCAGAUGCUUCUCAGAUGGAGACUCUGCGUCCUGGUGCAGGGCCUCACGCUGCUCCUGUCCGGCCCCGCCUGCGAGGCCUCUUCCCUGGGGAUGACCGUCCACGCUGUGCCCCUGGAAAGUGAUGGAGGGAAAACGGUGCGAGCACAUUUCACCGCCAUCGCUCCCACUCCCUGUCCCGGGCUGACAGACCUGUGCUCUGAGGGCGAGGACUGUCUGGUCCACGCCACCCCUCUACCCUUCACCGGCACCAAGCCCGAACCCGGCUGGUGUGUCCGCCAGUGGCAGAAAAAUGUCCCCAGUGAUUUCACUGGCUCCAUCAGUUUGGGGGACAAAACAACGUUCUAUGUUUCACUGAAAGCACGACCGAUUGUUCGGAAAAACACCGGGAGACUCAAUCAUCCUGCUUUUGUUGCUCUUCCUCCUCCACUAAGGGCCCGCGCGGACUGCCCUCACCACUUCAGUCUGUCCGUCAAAGACCUGGACGGGGACCGGGUGCGAUGCCGCUUCGCCCAGGCCGACCAGGGAGAGUGUGUCAGCUGCCCUCGACACUCCUUCAUAGAACUGAAUCAGGAGAAAUGUGUGGUGACGUUCACUGGAAGAGCUGCAGCGGGAACGUACUUCAUCUACCUGAUGGCAGAGGAUCUGAUUCCUGUGCCUAAAAACGCCCACGGCCAAGACAACACCCCCCUCAGCGCCGUCCCUGUGCACCUCUCUCUCACCGUGGAGGAGUCGUCGACCAGAUGCAUUGAGGAACCAGUGGCGAUGGACGACAACCCCGAAGAGGACUCCACGCACUUUGUCCUUCCGUUCCAGGAGGUGAGCUUCAACAUCAACUUCAUGUCACGGCUGGAAAGUGUUUUAGAGAUGGCAGUGGUUGGUCCCCCGGGACUUUUCAGGGUUGGCUUCAAAUCAGUCGGCCCCUUGUCCAUGAUGACCAUGGCCUGGGUCCGCUCCGAAAACAAACUGGCUCCGCUGCUGCCCCUCUGCUUCGCUGCAAACACCAAGAGUUUGCAGUCAGAGCCCAGAUGUGUGUGGUUGUACCAACGGGAAAUGAAGACGCUUCCUGCUGGAACAGAGCUCAAGUGUGGGAAGACAGAAAUGACUCUGGUGCUUCCCACCGCCUCCCUCACCGACAUCCAGAUGGACGAGCUGCAGCUCAACAGCCCCACGUGUCCUGUGUCCUACAACAACACCCACCUGACGGCCAGCAUCUCCCUGAGCGGCUGCGGCACCAAGACUGUGCACACUGGAUCAGAGCUGGUUUACACCAACACCUUGCAAAGUGUGCGUCCCUACACUAGGGUCAGCCGAAAGCCGGUACUCAUCCUCCCUCUGGCCUGCCGGAUCCCUGGAGCCCAGGUGAAGGGACCACACUACCAGAUUGGGAUUCCCACAGAGAAGGAGGUCUUCGGUGAAUAUUUGGGCUUUGAGAUCCAACUAUACUUCCCAGGAGAGGGACCCAUGGCAAAUUACACCAAGUUUGCCAGGUUGCGCGAAAUCGUCAGAUCACCACCACGAACGCGACGAGAGGCGGAGUCAAUAUUGGGGAGCAACAGCUCCUCCACCGGCUCCACUAACAGCAAUGACACCAUCGAGUCCGAGAUCAAGCAGAUAGACUUGCACAUUUUGGCAAACUGCAGCAUCGAGCGCGCCGAGCUGUUAGUGAGCCAGUGUUUAGAGUCUGAGACGGAGGACUUUGCAGUUACCAGGCCUAUCCUGAGCCAAGGGUGUGCGGCUUCCAACAGCACGUUCGAGGUUGUCACAACAGAAACCAACUACAAGAUUUACCGCCUUGAUUUGAACAGUCUACAGAACCAGGGAACAACGAUGUAUGUCGAGUGCACAGUCAAUCUGUGCAUCACAACUUUGCCUUCCCAGAAGUGCCCGGACCUGUGUUCCCAAACCUUUAACACCAAAGCAAUGGUUCAAAGUGUGUUCACCAGAUCUUACGCCGUCCGAUCAGGACCCCUUAGCCUUGUGGCCACCACUCCUGCACCAACCACUCUCGCCACUACAACGAUCCCAACCACUACAACUACUACUCCUCCUACUACUACUACUACUACUCCACCUACAACUACAACUACUACUCCACCUACAACUACAACUACAACUACAACUACAACUAAAACUACAACUACUACAAGUACUUCAACUUCCACAACUUCACAUGCUCCAGGACAGAUGUCAUUCGUGGCAGUAGGAGUGAUUUUAACAACUCUCCGCAUAUCUCUUCAGAACAUCUUUCUCGACUGAAACAUGCUGCUGCUCUGCGAUCGGUCACAAUAUGAAACCAUGCAUUUGAAGAUUUAUCCCAAAUGUGGUUUCCCAUGGUUCCACUGUAUAUUCUGAAUUUCUCCUGGGAAUAAAAUAGCUUCAAAGCACUACAUUACGAUGUCAUUACAACCACCAGGGAGGUUGUCGGUUGUGCUGUUGAUCUAUGUUGCAUUGUACAGAGUUGUGUGUUUGUUUGUUUGUCAGUGGUAAUAUGAAGAAAAUGCUAAUUUGCACCAAAGUUUUGGUUUAAUUUUGUUAUUAUAAUUGGUUUUAACAAUUUCCUUCCAUCCAUGUCAUUGUUCCUCUCUUUCUCUUUACUUUCUGACAGCUCUCCACUGUUUGUAGCCAUUGCAGAACAUAUUAUUUUACCAUUAAUAUGACUUUAUCAUUCUGCAGUACUUUGAAUUUGUACUUAAUAUCCAGGGGUUAAAUUGCUCAGCAUAUGCAAGCAAUAUUUUAUAUGAAACCAACAUUGGAAGGAAAUUAAAGUGGCAAGAUAAUGAAAUUGAGUCAAAGUAGCAUGGACAGAUCUGUUAUCCAUUACUGCUACUACAAAUAAUGUCCAGUCGUUUUCAAAAACCGACAUUGGAAUAUUUUUUAAAUCAACAACAUUAAAAAUAAAAAGGGGAGCUGCAUAUAAAUCAAAUAAAAGGAAUUAAAUACAAUAAUAAAUGCACAUAAGAGUGGGAUGAUGCAAGUGGAAAACCAAAGUGAUAAGUGUGAUGCAGGUCUUGCACAUUUACCGGCGAAUUGCACACGAUAUACUAUGGAAGCCCAUUUCUGCUUGUACAAGAAAAUAAAGAUUUAUCAAAAUUA
This is a messenger RNA of Platichthys flesus (European flounder), 3104 nucleotides long. Its product is annotated as mucin-3A-like. The record is from RefSeq and is a predicted model, not a curated record. Bases 15 to 2267 code for a protein of 750 amino acids. NCBI's taxonomy places the organism in Eukaryota, Metazoa, Chordata, Actinopteri, Pleuronectiformes, Pleuronectidae. The transcript has 14 exons.